AUGUCAAUAUCAUCUCAGGUUUCAAACUCAGUGAACAACCAAUCCUCUAUUGUGAAUCUGAACCUACCCUUGACCAUUACUCAUUUGAUUUCGAUCAAAUUAGAUCGAAACAAUUAUCUUCUAUGGCGUUCACAGUUCAUACCAGUCUUGAAAGGAUUCAAGGCUCUUGGUUAUGUUGAUGAGCCUAUCUCUGCUCUGCCCAAAUUUGUUAAAGACAAAGAAGGUGUUCUUGCCCAGGUCAUAGAGCAUGCUACUUCAUCCAAAAGUAUAUGGGAUGCUCUUGCUCGAUUGUUUGCAUUCAGAUCCAAUGCAAGGGUGAUGCAGUUGAGAUUUGAAUUGUCACACCUUAAGAAAGGUAACCAGUGCAUGGCUGAUUAUAUCCAAAAAGUCAGGCUUAUUUCUAAUAGCCUAGCAGCCACUGGAGGGAUAAUAUCUGACUCAGAACUUAUACAAUAUGUCCUUGGAAGACUUGGACCUGACUUUGAGUCAUUGGUCACAAUCAUUAUGGUUCGAUCUAAUGGUUUUACUUUUGAUUAUAUGCAAGCCUUAUUACUGAAUCAUGAAAUUCGUGUUGAACACACUAAGUUGUGUUUUGAUAAUUAUCAUCCUAUUGCUAAUGUUGCUUCACGUUAUGACAAGGCUAAGGAUACUAAGCAUGACGUAAAAAAAAUCAAAACAAAUUCAGAUUAUUAA
Messenger RNA from Nelumbo nucifera (sacred lotus), 693 nucleotides. NCBI's taxonomy places the organism in Eukaryota, Viridiplantae, Streptophyta, Magnoliopsida, Proteales, Nelumbonaceae. The record is from RefSeq and is a predicted model, not a curated record.